Cottoperca gobio is the source of this 1633-nucleotide messenger RNA. RefSeq names its product ankyrin repeat, SAM and basic leucine zipper domain containing 1 (gene asz1). The coding region runs from base 136 to 1578 and encodes 480 amino acids. Gene Ontology annotation, cellular component: pi-body. The record is from RefSeq and is a predicted model, not a curated record. NCBI's taxonomy places the organism in Eukaryota, Metazoa, Chordata, Actinopteri, Perciformes, Bovichtidae. The transcript has 13 exons. Gene Ontology annotation, molecular function: protein binding.
UGAAUAGCAAACCCCGCCCACCCGCGGGCUGCAGAGAGGAGCAUCUUGAACACCUCUUGGUUGUUUGCUUCACCUGUGGCGGUUUGUUGUUCUGAAACGUCACGUUAGCUAGCUAGUUGCUAAACAAAAUUAGCCAUGGGCAGCUUCAUGGAGAACCACUUCCCUGCUGGAGAUGAGAGCGACGGCAGCAAUGACGAGUGGGAUAUCGGGUAUUGUUUGGAUAAAAAGUCUCCUCGCAUCAAGGAUCAGGAUGUUAUUGCAACACAUCCACAAGAUAAUGUGUCGACGUUGAAAAGAGCCAUCAGUAAAGGAGACAUUGGGACUGUUGAACAGCUGUUGGACAAUGGCAUGGACGUGGAGACCAGGCUUGGCUUUGAAUGGACUCCUCUCAUGUGUGCCGUCAGUGUGGCUAAUUACGAGCUCACCAAACUGCUACUGGACAGAGGGGCCAGUGCCAACUUCAGCAAAGAUCACUGGACGGUGCUCAUGGCCAGCUGCACAGCAUCUGCCACUGAAGACAAAAUUGCUCGCUGUGUGCAGAUCCUGCUAUCCAGAAAUGCGGAUCCCAACAUGGUGGACAGGUCUCAAAUGAGCUGCCUGAUGCUGACAGCCAGGGACGGCUACAUCAAGGUCAUCAACCUGCUGGUCUCCCAUAGGGCAGAAAUCGAUGUCCAGGAUGCCAAUGGAUACACGGCUUUGUGUGUCGCAGUGCAGUACGGCAGAGAGGACGCGGUGCUGAAGCUCCUCCAGCUGGGAGCGGACAAAACAAUAAGGACAAAGACUGGAAAGAGCCCUGCAGACUUGUCUGUGGUCUUCAAACACACACAGAUAGGCAGAAUUCUGGCCUCUUCCUUCAGCAGCUAUACUGCCCAGGCCUCUAUGGAGGAGACCCUCUCAAAGUUCUUCAAGACAAACUCUGACCCGUCACCUUGCCAGGAAAGUGUAACCAAGCUUGAUGAACUUCAGCUCCUCCUACACGGCCUCAAUCUCGGCCACCUCUCUGACAUCAUGACUGAAAAUGACAUCACCUGGAGCUACCUAUUGACCAUGGAGAAGGAAGACCUGGAGAAGCUGGGUAUCACAGAGCCAGGGGUCCAGCACAAGGUGCUGAGUGCUGUGCAGCAGAUGCACCUGGACAAAGUGGACUUAGACAAAAUCAGCUUCCUGGGCCCUGCAGACAGAGGGACUGAGGAUCUGCAUAUUUUCCUGAUAAGCGUGAGGCAGCAGUGCUGCUACCUGACGGAGACGAUUCAGGACGUCAUCAGCCGUUUCCCCCGCCAAGCCUCUCAGCUGGUCUUCUCACUGGACCCGAAGAAGGAGGCGCAGGCCGUCUGCAACCAGCUGGUGAUCCAGACUAAAGACCUGCAGAAGGAAGUCACCUGCCUCCGCAAUAUUCUAUGCAAGAUGGACGAGGUCGGAGAUUGCUGUCAGCUUCCUCAAACUGGUUACCGCGGCAACCGGAGGAUGCGGUCCCUGACCAGAGUCGCACUGGGUGCGCUCGGAGCCACCCUCCUGCUGCUCCUCUACAAAGCUGCCGGUGGCAAAGUCCACCUGCAGACGAUCAGGAAUGUGUAUUAAAGAGUGUGAGCUCCGUGUAGUUUACAGCAGGUGAUGCAUUCAGGUUCCUCACAGG